GACCUCGGCCGGGCGCGCGCCUCAGGCUCGGGCGGAGCUGAAGACGCGUGGAGCUGUGCGAGGACCCGCGGGCAGUGCAGGUCUGAGUCCCACUCGGAUCCCUGGUGCAGGUCUCCGAGCCCCUCUGCGGACCAGUGGUCUGGCCGGAGACGUGCGACUGCAGGGAGAGGACGCUGCUUGGCCGGGCCCUAGUGGAGGUCGUGCAGGGUGUCGCCUGUGAGCGGGGCCCAGGUCCCUGUGCUCGAGCGCUUGCAGUUUUUAGGAUCCUGCGUGCCCUUUGGGAAAAAGGCUUCCAAAUUUUUCCUCAGAAAACUUUUUUUCUGCCCUAACAAUCCUUUUCAGUGGUUUCCGCUCUAAGGAAAGUCUGUUCUGGCAGUGCACCUAUGAUUUAUGUUUUAGAAAUAGAUGUUAAACUUUGGUUUGAAUGAAAAAUGUCUCUCAACCCACCUGUACUUCUCAAAGAAAAGGAAGAAAAUAAUUCAAAAUUUGUAGAAAUACAACACUCACAAACUACUUCCAUAGCUGCAGAAGAUCCUCUUCAAAACUUAUGCUUAGCAUCUCAAGAAGUUCUUCAAAAAGCUCAACGAAGUGGAAGAUCAAAAUGUCUCAAAUGUGGUGGUUCGAGAAUGUUCUAUUGCUAUACAUGUUAUGUCCCAGUUGAAAAUGUACCUAUUCAACAGAUGCCACUUGUGAAGCUUCCACUGAAGAUUGAUAUCAUUAAACAUCCAAAUGAAACAGAUGGCAAAAGUACUGCUAUACAUGCAAAACUAUUAGCACCUGAAUUUGUAAAUAUUUACACGUAUCCUUGUAUUCCAGAAUAUGAAGAAAAGGACCAUGAAGUUGCCCUUGUUUUUCCUGGACCUAAGUCUGUCUCAGUAAAAGAUAUUUCUUUUCAUCUGCAAAAAAGGAUUCAAAAUAAUGUUAAAGGCAAAAAUGAUGACCCUGACAAGCCAUUUAUUAAACGCAAGAAAAUUGAAGAACAGGAUUUGAAUGACAGCAACUGCCAAGACACAACACUGAAAAAAAUUAUAUUUAUAGAUAGCACCUGGAACCAAACAAACAAAAUAUUCACUGAUGAGAGACUUCAAGGGUUGUUACAAGUUGAGUUGAAAACAAGAAAAACUUGCUUUUGGCGCCAUCAAAAAGGAAAGCCGGAUACCUUCCUUUCCACAAUUGAAGCCAUUUACUAUUUUCUGGUAGACUACCAUACUGAUAUAUUAAAAGAGAAAUACCAAGGACAAUAUGACAAUCUCUUAUUUUUCUACUCUUUUAUGUACCAGUUGAUAAAGAAUGCCAAAUGCUCUGGAGACAAGGAAACAAGAAAACUUAUCCAUUAGUUUUUAAAGAAGCUACUUAUGUCAUUUUAUUUUGCUAAAAAUCAAUAAACCUAUAAUUGUGCUU
Messenger RNA from Odobenus rosmarus divergens (Pacific walrus), 1401 nucleotides. RefSeq names its product DTW domain containing 1 (gene DTWD1). Gene Ontology annotation, molecular function: tRNA-uridine aminocarboxypropyltransferase activity. The record is from RefSeq and is a predicted model, not a curated record. NCBI's taxonomy places the organism in Eukaryota, Metazoa, Chordata, Mammalia, Carnivora, Odobenidae. Gene Ontology annotation, biological process: tRNA modification. Gene Ontology annotation, cellular component: nucleus. The transcript has 5 exons. The coding region runs from base 432 to 1337 and encodes 301 amino acids.